Molecule: messenger RNA, 1411 nt
Organism: Nematolebias whitei (Rio pearlfish)
Lineage: Eukaryota; Metazoa; Chordata; Actinopteri; Cyprinodontiformes; Rivulidae
Product: calsequestrin-2-like
Exons: 11
Coding region: 35-1249 (404 amino acids)
Biological process (GO): regulation of cardiac muscle contraction by regulation of the release of sequestered calcium ion
Cellular component (GO): sarcoplasmic reticulum lumen
Molecular function (GO): calcium ion binding
Source: RefSeq, a predicted model, not a curated record
UCAAGAGGUGUUUUGAUUCCUCCACGGCUGAACGAUGCAGCAAAUCUGGCUCUCCCUUCUGUCCGGCCUUAGUCUUCACCUGGUUUUUCUCUGCCGGGCCGAGGAAGGUCUGGAGUUCCCAAACUUUGACGGCAAGGACAGGGUGCUGGACGUCAACGAGCGCAACUACAAGAAGGCGCUGCGGAGAUAUGACCUGCUGUGCCUGUUCUACCACGAACCUGUGCCGGCCAGCAAGGGCCUGCAGAAGCAGUUCCAGAUGACCGAGCUGGUGCUGGAGCUUACAGCUCAAGUCCUGGAGAACAAAGACAUCGGUUUUGGAAUGGUGGACGCCCAAAAAGACGCCAAAGUAGCAAAAAAAUUAGGUUUGGAGGAGGUGGGCAGCUUGUACGUCUUCAAGGAGGACCGGGUCAUUGAGUUCGACGGGGAGCUGUCGGCAGACACGUUGGUGGAAUUUCUCUUGGAUGUGCUGGAGGACCCAGUGGAGAUCAUCAGUAAUGCCAUGGAGCUGCGAGCUUUCGAGAGAAUGGAAGAAGACAUCCGACUUAUCGGUUACUUCAAAGGAGAGGACUCUCACUUCAAAGCUUUUCAGGAAGCCUCGGAGAGAUUUCAGCCUUACGUCAAGUUUUUUGCGACGUUCGAUAAAUCUGUGGCCAAACAUCUGUCCCUAAAGAUGAAUGAAGUAAAUUUUUACGAGCCGUUCAUGGAGGAGCCGGCCAUCUUACCUGGAAGACCUCUAUUAGAGAUGGAUAUCGUCGAUUAUGUCAACCAACACAGGAGGGCUACCUUGAGGAAGCUCCGGGCUGAGAAUAUGUUUGAGAUAUGGGAGGACGACACAGACGGGAUACAUAUUGUUGCCUUUGCUGAGGAAGAAGAUCCAGAUGGCUACGAGUUCCUGGAGAUCCUGAAAGAUGUGGCCAGAGACAACACCAACAACCCAGAGCUCAGCAUCAUCUGGAUCGAUCCAGACGACUUCCCCCUGCUGACCACUUAUUGGGAGAAAACCUUCAGACUGGACCUGUUUAGGCCACAGAUUGGUGUGGUCAAUGUCACAGACGCCGAUAGCGUUUGGUUGGACAUGUCAAACGACGAGGACCUGCCCACGGCAGAGGAGCUGGAGGACUGGAUUGAGGACGUUCUGUCAGGGAGGAUAAACACCGAGGACGAUGACGAAUACGACCAGGAUCACUACGUCGUGGACGACAGCGAUGAAAGUCCAAACCAAGAUGAAGAAGAAGACGACGACGAUUAAACCAACUAGAGUUGUUCUACUGAACAGAAAUAGUCAUGUUACGAUUAGAGCUUCACACAUUUGUCAUCUAUUGAUAAAAGCAAACUAGAACGUACAACAAUUUUAAAUUUUAGACCAAAAGUAAAAGUAGUUUUAAAAGAUAAAGCGCAACACUUCUAAUAU